Molecule: messenger RNA, 1265 nt
Organism: Fimicolochytrium jonesii
Lineage: Eukaryota; Fungi; Chytridiomycota; Chytridiomycetes; Spizellomycetales; Powellomycetaceae
Exons: 1
Coding region: 196-1134 (312 amino acids)
Molecular function (GO): protein binding
Source: RefSeq, a predicted model, not a curated record
GCUCCGCGGAGGCAUGUGGCGGCGUUCUGAAGGCGCCGUUUGAAUAUAAAAUAGCAGGCUGGGGCCGAGGAGCACCUGGGGGAAUCACCGCUUGAGAGCCGGCAGUCUAUCCUUGAACAAAGAAGUACAGUACGCGAACGAUAGGAACAAGUCGACCACAUUGACUACUACACAUAUAGACACGGGCAAGUCAGCAUGUCAGUUCUCGGACAGUAUCCACAGCCACAACCACAGCAAGCCAUCUGGCUCCCGCCUCCUCCAUACCCGUCGGUGCCAUACAACGGAUACGCCCAGCCAGGGUACAUCUCAAAUGGCCUCUCUACCCAACCACAGUGGGCGAUGCAGCCACAGCAGCAACCGGUGCUGCUGACGCUCCCGCCAGAACUUUUAAGGGGGCAGCAGCCAUCGCAGUUCUAUCAGCAGCUGGCGGGACUGCAAGCCGCAGCGCCGGUUGGCUUGGAAGGCGUGCCGGCGGUUUAUAUCACCGAGAAGCUGCGGAGUAUGGGGCGGACGUAUUGGGGUGAUACGGACACGAGCGAUUGUUGGCUAUAUGUGCACCCGCCGGCAGGAGCAGAUAGUGCAACAGACGGGAGUCCGGCGGGUGGCGGCGCAUCGAACGCAGGAGCUGGGUCAGGAAAGAGCACAUCCGUCGGUGGAUCUGCAAACGGAGACGCUUCAUCGAAAAGGCCUCCGACUGACCCACGGCUCCCUACAAACACGGCCUCGAUACCGUCUGCAGUCACCAUCAUACCCGCGCACUCAGUGUACCUCAGCAACCUCUCUCCAACGUUUCGCAAACUCAUCGAAGAAGCACAGCAGGGUCGACAGGGACCCAGUAACAGCAUGGCACCCGGCGCACCAGUCCCAGGAAACUCGUCAGCCUUCGCAAUCUCAAUACGGCCGCCAUGUCCCGACGCCUUCCCGACUCUGCUGUAUUGGCUGUAUACCGCAGAUACCGGCGUAAUGCACCAGUUCCUCCGAACUUUCGAAGGCGCCGUGCCAGCCGUCAUGGCGAAUGCGGAAUGGUUGAGCCUUGAUGAUCGGGAGCUGUUGAUUCUGUGUAACGGUGUUGCGGAGGAGAUCGCUAACGAAAGCGAGGGUGACGAGACGGACGAUGAUUCCGAUGCAGGAUGACCUCGCGCGGUUCUCGAUCGCUGGACCUGGUGCUUGUCCGCGGCCGUUUUAACCUAUCAUGUCGCAAGGCGCGGGUCGCCAACCGAUUGCGAACUGGACAGGAGCUGUAUGCUUUCUACGGCGAUUCGGAU